GAGUCUCCACACCUGAAACGUCUGAGUCCAUGGCCGAGGCCGAAGUCGACGCCAGGGCCACGGCCGACGACGAGGGCCGCGGCGGCAGCAGCAGCAACGUCGCCGAAGACGGGCAGCCGGCUGCGGCGAAGGGGCGCGCGACCAUAUCCGUGACGGUGGUGCUGCUCGCGCUGCUGGUGGCCUCCGUGGCGGCGUUCCUGACGUCGUCGCUGCCGCGCGCCGGCGACGGCGACGGCGAGGGGGUGCAGGGAGCUGCUGGCAGGGCGGGGGAGGUCGGGAAGCGCGCCGAGCCCGUCGAGCACGCCGUCGGCAUCCCGGGGUUCAACAGCCGGCUGGACGCGUUCCGCACCUGGGCGGCGCUGACGUGGAUGAAGCUCCGGCGGCCGCGCUGCUCCGACGAGCCACGGUACGACGACGAUGGUGCCGUCGGCUCUCUGGGGGACGCCGCUAAGAAGAGCUUCGAGAUGGGCAAGGAGACGGUGGAGCAGGCGGCGGCGGCCACGGCGAGGGCCACGCGGGACGCCGCAGAGACGGCCAAGGAGAAGGUGAAGGGAAUAGAUGACGCUGAGCUCUGACUCUUGAGACCAUGCAUGCAUAUAGAGCUGAGCGAGCUCUAUCUGGAUUUCCAGUCCGCUUAGCUUGCUGGUCAAGACGCACAGCAGGUUGUGCUUGUAUAUGUUUGGUCACUUGGUACUAUCUUCACUUCACCUUGAGAUAGAUGUCAAACCUGACGGAGAUGGAUAGAUCAAAGCAAAAGAUGCGAAACAUGGCACAAA
Zea mays is the source of this 776-nucleotide messenger RNA. RefSeq lists its product as uncharacterized. NCBI's taxonomy places the organism in Eukaryota, Viridiplantae, Streptophyta, Magnoliopsida, Poales, Poaceae. The record is from RefSeq and is marked validated.